UCACAGAAUAGGUAUCAUUAUAAAUAAAAAAAAUGUAAGAACCUACGUUAUUAUGACCGAGAAAGCGAGAAAGUUCAGAUGGAAGAGUCAAAUUCGGUCAAAAAAAAUACUAAGAAUAAAUACAAUAAUAAUACUGACGAGACAAGAUCCGUCGUAGAAUUUAUAAACGUAUCUAUACAUAGUUUUCACAGCAAAGAUAUUGUUUGGUCGUUCAUUUUAACAAUAAAAUAAAGUUCAUGUUAUAAACUGCUAUUGUACGUCGUUGUUUGGAACUCAGUCGGGUCGGUCCGUGAUGGUUGCUAUCAUGAACUAAAAUAGGUGGCAUACCUCCAUACACUAUCUACAACCGUGGCCACGCUUCGAAUGAUAAAAAUUAUCAGUUUAUGAUUAUUUUCCCGCCUCCGUGAUUCGAUAAGCCAACCGUAUUCUUAUCGUAUUCUUUAUUUCUUUCCAACCGUCUUCAACUUAUCGUUGUAAUAUUUAUAUAGACUAUAGAGUGAAAUAGUCGUUACUCCUUUUCUAUCAGUUGGUUAUCCCGUUUUCGAAAUCCAGUUUGUCAGUGUCCCGAUUCCUGAACUCGGUGUCUAUCGGAUUACGCGACGGUGACAUAGUAAUGAUGGCGUUCGAUAGUGACGAUUCAUCAGAGCCAAGUGAAGUUAUCGAAUACAAAGGUUACUCAUAUGAAAAGAAAUGGACCUGUAGACCAGUGGGUAACUGGACUCUGUGGAAGUGCACGAAACGUGGUUGCGCCGGAGAAUUGGUCAUCACAGCCAUUCGGACAAAACGGUGGCGGCGGAAGAGGUUCGUCGUGUUCCGGGACGUCUCUGGCAAAAAGCUAGUGGCGUACUUUCCCCGUAAAAUACACAAUCACUCGCCCCAGACGCCAAACGGUAAAGAGAUACCUGGACAGAAUAGGACGACGGUUGUCACGGCGAAGGUUAGGUUACCGACGCCACCAUCGUCGCCUAAUGAGAGGCUAACCGACUCGUCGGCUGUUCAAAGUUUUAAAGUUUUAAAUGGAACUGAUACAUUUAACUCAUCUGAAACAAAAUCAUUACAUUCAAUUAUGGAUGUUGAAAAUAGUAAUUCCAUUAAUCUAGAUACUCUGUCAAAAAAUAUGGAAACAGGUGAACAAAUCAUGACUAAUUUUGACGAGGAUAUCAAAAUUCCAAAUAUUAAUGAUACAAUGGAAUUUAAAGUAGAUAAGCCUGUUGAUCUCAAUGCCAAUUCAGAAGAAAGAUACUUAAAAGAUAUUAAUAUUACAGUUGAUGAUACUAAUAUUAUCGAAAAUAUAGAAAAAAAUGAAGUUGUACAAAUUAAACAUGGUUAUUCAGAUAUGUCUUCUCAAGAUAACAAUGAGAAAAUGUUAUGUCAUGUGUGUGACACAUUUUUUCAUGUAUGCAAUUAUAAUCAACAUAUUCAAACUACCAAACACUUAAGUGCAUAUGAAGAAUAUUUUAAAGACCGUAUUGAUUUUGAAAACUAUAGAAUAUUUUCAUGUUCUGUAAAUGCUACUACAGAAGAGUUUUUUAAAUCUAUCAAACAGGAUUUUACCAUUUUAGUGAACCACUUACUUUUAGAGCAUAAUGCACUUAUGAUAGAUAUACAUUAUUUUGCACUUUAUCAUGAAGAUAGUUUGAAUGUAGAAAACAAAAAUAUUGCUGAAGUGAAACAUUUUGAUGUAUAUAAUAAGAAAUUGACCAAAAACACCACUGUAAAUGAAUUGUACAAGGAUAUUGUGAAUUCAUUUUUAUUUCAAUGUAAUGCGUUAAAAACUUCAGAAUCUAGUUGGACUCUAGAAGAAACACUUUAUGUUGAAAUAACUUUAGUAAAAAAAUUAUUUGAAAAUGAAGUUGUAUCAAAAUCACUUGAUGAGAUUAGUCAUAAUAAUGAAAUAAUCAAUAAUCACAUUAACUCUGAUAAUCUUCAAAAGACUGAACCUUUGCAGCUGAUACGAUGUAAACAAUGUUGUGUAUACGUAAUUCAAAAAAAUUAUAACCAUCAUUUAGAGACAACUGCACAUAAAAUAUCACUUUGUUAUUUAAAGAAUGAUAAAAUACAAAUAAAUGGAGUUCAAUGUGAUGACCGUUUUUUAAGUUGUCGAAUACUCUCACCAGAACAUGUUUCAAUUGAUAACUAUUUCCAAUCGAUUGAGUCAAAUGUCUUGGAGUUAAUUUCUAAAAUUAUGAGAUUCCAAAAUAAUAAAGCAGUCAAUGUCAAUAUAAAAUUAUUUUGUCUUUAUAAUCAUAAUAGUUUAAUGAGUAAACAUGAUAACUUAGGUGAUGUCAAAUCCUUUAUGAUAAAAAAUGAGAUUCUAUCGGGAGUUUCAAUUUUGCUACAUUGGUUUCAACAAAUAUCAAACACAUUGAAGUCUCAUCACCAAGAAUAUUUAAAAUCCAUGCCCCAAUCUUAUUAUUUAGAUCGUGUUAUGUUUUUAGAACUAUAUUUUUAUGAUAAAACUAAUAUUUAAGAGACUUAAUAUUGAAUGUUAUGUUAUGUUUUAGUUGUUAGUUGUGUGAUAAAAUUGAUUUUAUAAAUUACCAAAUAAUUACCUUCAAGCUAAUAACUAUUACAUUAUUUAUAAAAAUUAAACCACAAUUUAUUUUAUUUAUUUUAAAGUAUAAUAUGGUUAUUUUAAUGAAUAAUGAAAAAUAAAAAAUGACGAUAUUUGUUAAUACAUUUUUAA
Molecule: messenger RNA, 2686 nt
Organism: Aphis gossypii (cotton aphid)
Lineage: Eukaryota; Metazoa; Arthropoda; Insecta; Hemiptera; Aphididae
Exons: 7
Coding region: 614-2470 (618 amino acids)
Source: RefSeq, a predicted model, not a curated record